AUGGCUCGGAAGGAAAACAUAGAAUCGCUGGACCUACUGUUGCGAGACUUAUGCGACCCCGAUGUUGUAUUUGGAGGCAAAGUUGUUGUCUUUGGCGGUGAUUUCCGCCAAGUUUUACCAGUUGUGCCGCACAGAACUCAGAAUGAAGCUGUAGAAGCUAGCCUCGUGUCAUCUACCCUGUGGCCCACAUUUACGCGCUACAGCCUUACUGAAAAUAUGCGCGCUCGAGAAGACCAACAAUUCUCUGACUUCUUACUUAAUCUUGGCAAUGGGUGCCUGCAAACUGCUGAAGUGGAGUUCGUUGAAGUACCACCACAGAUUGUAUUGGCUACUGAUCCAAAUGGCAAUUCUGUAAAUGAUCUUGUGGAAAACGUUUUCCCAGAGAUCAGUGUAGGCCCGUUUUCUAACGAUUUCUUUACAGAUCGAGCAAUUUUAACACCUAUGAAUGAAGAUGUUGAUGGGCUAAACAAUGAUUUAAUUGCGAGAUUCCCUGGAGAGGCAGUUAUCUACAAGAGUUUCGAUAUGAUCCUUGAUGAUUCCUGCAACAUGUAUCCAUCAGAAUUCUUGAAUACCCUUUGUCCAGGCGGUAUGAGCCCGCAUGAAUUAGUCUUGAAAGAAAACAACCCAGUUAUUCUGCUCCGUAACCUUGCUCCUGCUGCUGGCCUAUGCAAUGGUACACGGCUGGUUUGUAAACGCUUUUUGCCUAACAUCAUUGAAUGCGUCAUCAUUACUGGUCACCACAAAGGAGAUACUGUGUUUCUGCCCCGCAUCAAUCUCAGGCCAUCUAUUUCAGCCAACUACCCUUUCCAGUUCCAAAGGAAACAAUUUCCCAUUAAGCUUAGUUUUGCAAUGACUGUUAAUAAGUCACGGGGACAGACCCUGAAUCAGGUCGGCUUGUACCUACAUCGACCUUGUUUUUCGCACGGGCAGCUGUAUGUAGGCUUGUCUCAUGCACGUAAAUCCAGUAAAGUAAAAGUCCUGUCCAGCUCAUCUACACAGGAGCAACCUCACAGUGUUAAGAAUGUUAUCUCUUUUAAGGUGUUAGCAAAAGCGGGCAUUAUAUAA
Beta vulgaris subsp. vulgaris (sugar beet) is the source of this 1065-nucleotide messenger RNA. RefSeq lists its product as uncharacterized. Gene Ontology annotation, molecular function: DNA helicase activity. Bases 1 to 1065 code for a protein of 354 amino acids. The record is from RefSeq and is a predicted model, not a curated record. Gene Ontology annotation, biological process: telomere maintenance; DNA repair. The transcript has a single exon. Lineage: Eukaryota; Viridiplantae; Streptophyta; Magnoliopsida; Caryophyllales; Amaranthaceae.